Messenger RNA from Perca fluviatilis (European perch), 4036 nucleotides. Its product is annotated as GTPase HRas. Gene Ontology annotation, cellular component: plasma membrane. Lineage: Eukaryota; Metazoa; Chordata; Actinopteri; Perciformes; Percidae. Gene Ontology annotation, molecular function: GTPase activity; GDP binding; GTP binding. Bases 334 to 903 code for a protein of 189 amino acids. The transcript has 6 exons. The record is from RefSeq and is a predicted model, not a curated record. Gene Ontology annotation, biological process: Ras protein signal transduction.
GGGCUCGACACUCCUCAUCCCCUCUGCUCUCUGUGGAAGCACAUUGUUCAACGCGGGCUCGUUUUACCCAGAACCAAUGAAUGCCUUGGUGCAUUACAGCUACUGAAAAUUAAACGCGUUACCAGAUAGAAUAAGGUGCAGAUGCUAAAGACGGCGGGAAGCGGACCGAGAACAUUUUCUUUUCUUCUGAUAAACGUCAACGUUACAGCUGAGAGGCAACAGAGUUGAAAUAUUUUUUUUCUUCUUCACCGGUAGACGAAACGUCGCUCUUGUCGCUAAUUAGACCUCUGCUCGUUCAGCGGUGUGUGUGUGUGGUGAGCAGCAGCGGCAAAGAUGACGGAGUAUAAGCUGGUGGUGGUGGGAGCUGGAGGUGUGGGCAAGAGCGCACUUACCAUCCAGCUCAUCCAGAACCACUUUGUGGAUGAGUAUGACCCUACAAUAGAGGACUCGUACAGGAAACAGGUUGUGAUUGACGGGGAAACCUGCCUGCUGGACAUCCUGGACACUGCAGGUCAGGAGGAGUACAGCGCCAUGAGGGAUCAGUACAUGAGGACAGGGGAGGGUUUCCUCUGUGUCUUCGCCAUCAACAACACCAAGUCUUUUGAGGACAUUCACCAGUACAGAGAACAGAUUAAACGUGUGAAGGACUCAGACGAUGUUCCCAUGGUGCUUGUGGGAAACAAAUGUGACCUCCCGGCACGCACGGUGGACACAAGGCAAGCCCAAGAACUCGCCCGCUCUUACGGCAUCCCUUACAUCGAGACCUCUGCCAAAACACGACAGGGAGUAGAGGACGCCUUCUACACACUGGUUAGGGAGAUCAGACAGCAUAAGCUGAGGAAGCUGAACCCACCUGAUGAGAGCGGUCAGGACUGUAUGAGCUGUCGCUGUGUGGUAUCGUGAUGCAGCUGACUGUUGGCACGUUGAGGGAAAAAAAAAUGCUACAGAGCGUAGUGGCAGCAUGGACUUAAAAGAUAGAAAGAUAAAACGACUCAAUGAUGAAAUAUAAACUUUUUUUCAAAAAGAGGAGGAGUGAAGCAGAAGCUCUCAAGGAAACCACCAGAGCUGACUGAACCAUAGACCUUCAUGGAAAGGAGGGUUUGGACUGUUGCCUAAGUGGCUACCUGAAAUAGCCCAGUCCGGCCCCUGUUUUUUGGUCCACACGUCGACCUGUGAGCAACACCACUAAUGACUCUUUGUCACCUCCAGUGUGGUCUCGCUGGGUAGCUCAACAAGUUUCCUGCUAACUUAUUGUUUUCAGUCUCAACACUGGUCUUAAAGGGGGUGUUUCCGACCUCCUCCCACCAUGAAAGCCUAAUUCCACCCCCCCACCCUCCUCCUGCCUGCCUGCCUGCCUGCCUGCCUGCCCGCCCACUGGAAGAACUGACUGACUUAAAUGGAAAGGACUGGAAUGGACGUUUAGUUGCCCUAACACCUCUUAUAAAUAACCCCCCAAUCCCACUCUACCUGCCUUUGGUUUCCCCUGAAUGGCUGUGUAGUCCCUUCAUUAUACUGGAUACACGGGGGGUGGGGAGGCUGACAUGGGAAUGACUAGAAUUUGUUGUUGUUGUUGUUGUUUGUAACAGUUAGCCUAGCUGUACAAAAUCUUUUGAUUUUGUUUUUGAUGUGGAACAUUUCAUUUGUGAUUGCCGAAUUUGAAAGUCACAGAGCAAUAUGUGAGCAAGGGUUUAUUAUAGAUGGCACUUGGUUUUGACUUUUUUUAAUGACCUGUCCGACAUAGUUAGAAUUCCUUUUUGGGAUAAAAAUGUUGAAUGGAGAAUAGAUUGAUGAAUUUCCAGAUUACAGCUGCCUUCUCUCCUUACAGAUGUUUUCUUUGCUACAGUAAGCGUCGUCUUUGUGGAAUAAUAAUAGUAAUGGCUAGUGUACGUAUGUUCUGGUGCAAUAGGAUUCUUUACUGUCCAAUUUACACAAGUAUUUGGAAUAAUCCACCUCUCAUUGCUACUUGUUUUACUUUUGUCAAGGAAGGAGGGGAACUGUGCAUGGAAAUGUAGUUGUCGUCUCUCUAGUUGCUAAAGCUGGAGAGGUGGCCUGUAGAAAUGGGACCCCUGCACUUGUACAGUUAUACAUCACUGGUUAUGGUUUUAGACUAAAUGACAACCAGUUGAUUUAUUUUUUUUAUUUUUUUGCAUUUCAUUACAAUAACUGUAUGCUAUACAACUCUUUACUACAUUGUGAUAACAGAAUUUUUUUUUUAGAUUGCAAAGAAUCACUGCUUGUGGAUAAUAAGGCUCAGGAAUCAGGGUCCAGGAAAGUCUCAGCUGACAGUCCUGGAAGGAUGUCACCAGUUAGCUUUGCAGAGUGUAACACACAAGUCCAGCCUCAGAGUCGAACUUCGGUUUUUCCACACACCAUACUAUCCUCAAACUGCUUCUCUUUCUCUACCACCUCAGCUCUUCAACGGAACAAUAACAGCUCAGGUGCUAACCAUGUCAGACCCAUAUUUACUGUAUAUGUGGGACUAUUGUGUUUACUAAGCGAUGGAUAUUGGGUUUUGGGAGUGCAUCGCUUUGUUUCCUAAUACUGACUAGCUUGUGCUCUCCACAACUGCAUUCGUUUGCUGCCUAAAUGGAAAAAGACUGCUAUGUGUUUACUUUGCCUUAUCUGUUAGCUAGUUUGUACCUCAUGUAUGCAGCGAGCUCUACCUGAGAAUUAUGUUUUCUGUUGGCUGCAUUGUAUUGUUUGUUUGACUUUGUGUGCAACUAAAAUCAAUAUAGAAGUGUGUUGAGUUUAGACAUGCGCUGUAUAGCAUUUGAAAGACGAGGCAAGUCCCUGAAAACACUACACUGUGUGUGUGUGUGUGUGUGUGUGUGUGUGUGUGUGUGUGUGUGUGUGUGUGUGUGUGUGUGUGUGUGUGUGUGUGUGUGUGUGUGUGUGUGUGUGUGUGUGUGUGUGUGUGUGUGUGUGUGUGUGUGUGUGUGUGUGUGUGUGUGUGUGUGUGUGUGUGUGUGUGUUGGGGUUCUAUAAUGGCAUGUGCAUCUGAAUGUGAUUGUUUCACAAGACUGGAAACCAACACAGUUUAAGAGCCCAGUAGAAGCCAAGUUGUCUAGCUCUCAUGUUUCAUUCCCAAUACAUUGGAACAUGUGAUGGUGAUUACUAGAUAUUAUUUUAAAUCCAGAUUGUACUUAAACAAUUCAGAGAAUUGGACAUGCAUAAUAAAUGUAUGGGGUUCCAGGCACUACAAGCAGGUUUGGCAACAAGCUUCAGAUGCAGACCUCAAAGAAAUCUCAGGCCACUUCCACGAAAGACUGUGUCCCCUUUUCAAGGUAAACGAAAUGUUUAUUUCUGACCUAAUUGAUUUUGUACAGUUAAAGUAACCCUUUUCACUCAAAACAUGGCUUAAAGAAAUAUGAGUUACUGUGUGGAUGGUAGUGGUCAAGUUGGUUUUUUCAGUCAGUUAAGUGUUCAUUUCUCUGCUUGGAGGAAGGAAAUGAACUGUGAAUGUGUUUUACUCUUUAGAUAUUAUUUGAAAGAAGCCUUGUGUUUAAAAUGUACAAUAUGCAGGAGUUGAUCCUCAGUCCCACUUUUGGCUGUGUUGUUCCUAACUUUUAUUUUACAUCCAUUGUACUCAAACCUUUUAAGGGGGAACAAAAAAGAAAAAGUGUGGCAUUUGUAACCUGUAAUUACAGUCCUAAUAGUAUGCUUGUCCUCUCCCUGUCAAUCUGUAAACAGUACAUCCAUGAUAAUUAUACAUAGAAUUCCACAAAUCUGUGUAUUCAAAUUCCCAUGUUAUUAAAAUAUCGGCGUCAUGUUGCCACAGGGAAACUCCAGCCAGCGAACCACAAGUAUACAUGUCAGAAAACCUGGCGAGCAUGACAAAGACUGUACGGACCAUUGGGAGUUUUGCACAAGGAUACAGUGGGCUCAAGGGCUUGUUUCUCCCUUGCAAACUGUGGAUGGAGGUGUGGAAGGAAUUUGUGAAAAUGUCAACUGUUUAGCUAUUUAAGAUGUAUUUACUCUUUGAAAAUGUGGCAAAUGUAUUGCGGGACAGGAAUAAAGAUGUCAAGAUAAAACGGUC